Messenger RNA from Choloepus didactylus (southern two-toed sloth), 2212 nucleotides. RefSeq names its product adhesion G protein-coupled receptor E1-like. Gene Ontology annotation, cellular component: membrane. The record is from RefSeq and is a predicted model, not a curated record. The transcript has 19 exons. NCBI's taxonomy places the organism in Eukaryota, Metazoa, Chordata, Mammalia, Pilosa, Megalonychidae. Gene Ontology annotation, biological process: adenylate cyclase-activating G protein-coupled receptor signaling pathway; cell surface receptor signaling pathway. Bases 95 to 2212 code for a protein of 705 amino acids. Gene Ontology annotation, molecular function: G protein-coupled receptor activity; calcium ion binding.
CGAGUGACCAGGAAGAACUUUAAAUCUUUGGGGGAGCUCUCAUCACAUCCUGCCUGAAAAAGUUUCUUGGAUUGUUGCUGCUGGUGUCAGUGCUAUGGGAAGCUGGUGCCUGAUCCUCUGUGCAGGUGUCAGUGUCCUGCUGGCUCUGUCGGGUGUGAAAGGGAAGAAUUCUGGAGCUUUCUGUCCUUCUUGCACGGAAAACGCUGACUGUCAUAACAGUACCCACUGUGCUUGUAAAGAUGGAUUCCAGUCCAGGUCUGGGAGGAAAUACUUCAGUGAGCCCUACGAGAAAUGUGAAGAUAUUGAUGAGUGUGUGACUGGGCUGGCAAAUUGCAGGCAGAGAGCAUACUGCAAAAAUACAAAUGGAAGUUUCUACUGCAGCUGUCUUAUAAAAUAUCUUCUCUUUGACUGGUUGGCUAGUUUCAUUGACUUUGAUUAUACAGAGUGUUAUGGAAGUGUAUUCAGAGGGAAAGAAAGCAUGAUAUCCAACAACAAGCACAUACAACGCUGCCAAAGGAAAGCAGCAACAGAGCUAGGAACUGUUUCCUUCUGUGCACAAAUGAACACGGCCUUCAGAAUUCUGGAUGAUGCCUGGAGCAACCAAACCACCACCGUUUCUCUGAAGGAAACGGCUGAGAGCUUUGGCACUGUGCUUGAACAAACACACACAUGGUCCACCUUUACCAAGGAAGAGACAUCCACCAUGGCCACGGUCUUGCUGAAGAGUGUGGAGAGUAUCAUGUUGGCUGCUUUUCUGAAACCAUCAGUGAAUGCCAGUCAGACAAUUCAGAGUGAAUAUUUAGAUAUUGAAAGCAAAGUCAUCAAAGAAGAAUGCUAUGAAGAGAAUAUAGACUUUAAUUUGAAAGCCAAAGGGGACACGAUGAAGAUUGGAUGUUCCACAAUAGACGAAUCUGGAUCUUCAGGGACUUCCGGGGUGGCUUUUGCCUCCUUUGAGGGCAUGGAGUCUGUUUUAGAUGAGAGCUUCUUCCAAGACCUUCAGGCCCCCUUGAACAACUCCAAGAGGAAGCUGAAGAUGAAUUCUCGCAUUGUCCGAGGCAUCUUGACUGGCGAGAAGGACAAUUUCUCAAAUCCAGUUACCUACACUUUGGAGAACAUCCAGCCAAAGCAGAAGUUUGAGAGCCCCAUCUGUGUUUCCUGGGACAUGGAUGUGGAGGGCGGGAGGUGGACAUCCUCAGGCUGCGUGAUCCUCAGUGCUUCCAAGACACACACCGUCUGCAGCUGUAAGCGUUUUGUGAACCUGGCCAUCAUCAUGGCUUCUACAGAGCUCACGAUGGAGUACUCCUUGUACAUCAUUAGCCACAUGGGCCUGACCAUCUCCCUGGUGUGCCUCGCCUUGGCCAUCGCCACAUUCCUGCUGUGUCGUUCCAUUCGCAACCGCAACACCGACCUCCACCUGCACCUCUGCAUGUGCCUCUUCCUGGCCAAGAUUCUCCUCCUCACCAGUGUAGACAAGACCAACAACCAGUUGGGAUGCGCCAUUAUCGCUGGCCUUUUGCACUACCUGUUCCUUGCCUGUUUCUUCUGGAUGCUAGUGGAAGCUGCCAUGCUGUUCCUAAUGGUCAGGAACCUGAAGGUGGUGAAUUACUUCAGUUCUCACAACAUCAAAAUGCUGCACAUGUGUGCCUUUGGCUAUGGACUGCCAGUGCUGGUGGUGGUUGUCUCUGCCAGUGUACAGCCACAGGGCUACGGGAUGCAUAAUCGUUGCUGGCUUAAUACAGAGAUGGGAUUCAUCUGGAGUUUCCUGGGGCCAGUUUGCAUAAUCAUUAUGGUCAACUCCAUCCUCCUCACUUGGACCCUGUGGAUCCUGAGGCAGAAACUUUCCAGUGUCAAUGCCGAAGUCUCGACACUCAAAGACACCAGGUUACUGACGUUCAAAGCCUUUGCCCAACUCUUCAUCUUGGGCUGCUCUUGGGUGUUGGGCAUUUUCCAGAUUGGAGCCAUGGCCAGUUUCAUGGCCCAUCUGUUCACCAUCAUCAACAGCCUGCAGGGUGCCUUCAUCUUCCUCAUUCAUUGCCUGCUCAACCACCAGGUGCGAGAAGAAUACAGGAGGUGGUUCACAGGGAAGAUCAAGCCCAGCUCUCAGUCCCAGACCUCAGGGGUCUUACUGUCAUCCCUGCCCUCCACAUCCAAAAUGGAUCUGGUGAUUUUGAAGAUGAACCUGAAAAGCAAAGAUGAAAAUGCGGUCGUGUGA